AUGCUCGCGCUGUCGAUGUCGUCGAGCAUUGCCUCGUUGGGUCUCACUGCAUCGAUGCUGACCGCUCCGCAACUCGUCAACGAAACGCAGAACAGUGGUCAUACGUACCUUCAGAUAGGUGCAGGCCUCUUGCUGGCGUCGAACAGCGCCUGUCUUCUCGCCCUCUUCCUCGAGGUGCUCUUCGUAUCUCACUGCCAGAGGCCCUGGACAGCAUACAUCACCAUCGUAGCAGCCCUCACAGCCCUGGCCGCGUCACUUGCUGGCUCAGUGAUCUGGACCAAGGUCAAACCUUCUGACUACAGCUUCGAAAACGCCAACUUAUUGACGGCACGACCACGGGCACGAGCCUCAGUCGCCCUCGCCAUGACAUCCUCUAUCCUCGUCGUUGUCACGGGCGCCAUCAGAGCAAUCACACCCUCGUCCUCGCAAUCCUCUCGAGCGGGCCGGUCAAGGAGGCGGCGCAGUAAAGCACAGGUAGGACCCGAGUCCACCCCACUCCCCAGCCCGUCGUCCGUCGAUGAAAAGCAGUCGUUUCCCUCGGUCGGCCCUGCAGUACCUCCGACAGUUCCGGCCGUCGCCUCGUGGCCGUCGAUGCUGCCCACCGACGGUGUGAUCACGCCGCCCAGGACUGCCUCCUCAAGGAGGUCUGCGCCAGGUCAACAGCAGCAUAGCCCGUCCAUCAGCUUUGCAGAUGACCGCGAGUCGGACCGAAGGAUCCGCCGACCAAGCCACAGCCACAGCCAUCAAAGUCAAUAUGGCUACUUCAAUCCUGCUCUCGGUGGCGACGCGGCAGCAAGCGGUGGCAGCAUGACGAGCAUGACCUAUAUCCCUAACCCGAAUCCGAAGAAGAAGGAGGCGAAACCGAUUUAUUCAAACAACUAUCACGGUUGGCGGUGA
Acaromyces ingoldii is the source of this 897-nucleotide messenger RNA. RefSeq lists its product as hypothetical. Bases 1 to 897 code for a protein of 298 amino acids. The transcript has 2 exons. Lineage: Eukaryota; Fungi; Basidiomycota; Exobasidiomycetes; Exobasidiales; Cryptobasidiaceae. The record is from RefSeq and is a predicted model, not a curated record.